GGGAAUUUUAGUGCUUACGAUGGGUUUUUUCUAAAACGAUGCUACGACGCCUUGCGGUGGAGAUACGAGAUUCAUAGAAUAAAACAGAAAGGAUAGUUAUUUUUUUAUCAUACAUUUAAAAUUAAGAAGUUCAAGUACUAAAAGAUAAUGGCAAACGUAGAAAUUGACAUCGUAGGUGAUAUGCAAAUACCACAACAAAAACAAAAAUCUAGCACUGGGUUUGAAUUCUUACAGAUACCACAACUCCCACUCAAUAACAUAGGAUAUCCUCAAGCUCAUGAAUGGAUUGAACACAGAAAAGCAAAUAUUAGAUCAUGGUCUUUGUUUCUUAAUACAAGCAAUAUAAGACCUGCUCCUAGUUUACCAAGAUUGAGUAAAAGAAUUGUUAGAAAUAUUGAAUAUUUCCAAAGCAAUUAUUUAUUUGUAUUUGUUGGAUUAGUUAUAUAUUGCUUAAUUACAUCACCAUUGUUGCUAUUCGCUGUUGUUGCAUCUCUUGGCACUUGUUACAAAGUUUCACAGCGUCAUGCUAAACAGGAACUUAUGAUAUUCAAUCAUAAAUUAACAUUAGCUCAAGUUUAUACUUUAGUAGGAAUUUGUUCAUUACCAAUUUUUUAUUUGGUUGGUGCUGGUGCAGCUCUAUUUUGGGUUCUUGGUGUAUCAUGGUUUUUAAUAACUUUACAUGCAGCAUUCUAUAAUAUAGAUUCUGUAUUAUGUCCAGGAGAAGAUGAACUCAAUUCUUUAGUUAUGCAAGAAGUAUGAUCUGUAUUGUAAAAGAUUUAUGUAUAAUAAAAAACAAAAAAACAAAUUUUAUAUAAUAUGUAAAUAAUAUAAAAUAUUACAUAUU
Apis laboriosa (Himalayan honeybee) is the source of this 844-nucleotide messenger RNA. RefSeq names its product prenylated Rab acceptor protein 1. The coding region runs from base 148 to 759 and encodes 203 amino acids. The transcript is spliced from 4 exons. The record is from RefSeq and is a predicted model, not a curated record. Gene Ontology annotation, cellular component: Golgi apparatus. Lineage: Eukaryota; Metazoa; Arthropoda; Insecta; Hymenoptera; Apidae.